Cryptosporidium muris RN66 is the source of this 1311-nucleotide messenger RNA. RefSeq lists its product as uncharacterized. The transcript has 2 exons. The coding region runs from base 1 to 1311 and encodes 436 amino acids. The record is from RefSeq and is a predicted model, not a curated record. NCBI's taxonomy places the organism in Eukaryota, Apicomplexa, Conoidasida, Eucoccidiorida, Cryptosporidiidae.
AUGAGUACUCAGAAUAUCCCUAUACUUAUUCCAGAUUUCACAAGGUCAGGUAGUAAAUUAGUUAAUAAUAAAGACAGAGGGAGUAAUUAUACGAGAAAAGCUCAUAAUCAGGCCUUAACAUCAACCGGUUAUCAUAGAAGAAGACAUAGGUCGAGUAUUUUGAAUUUACCAAAAAAUAUAAAGAAUAAUAUCAUUUUAUGUUCUCAUUGUCAUCAUUUAAUUGGAUAUUACUCCCUACCAGAGCCAUCAUCUUCAAUUUCUUAUGUAUGGAAUUGUUGUGUUACAAGACCAAAUAUGGGAGCAGAUGCAGAAUUUGUCAAACAUAGUGGAUGGCAAGCACGUUGUAAUAGGAGUUUAAUAAAUAAUGAUUUGAAUACAAAUAAUAAAGACUUAAGUUUAAAUGACAGUGAAUGGGAAAAUUGUGAUGAAUAUGAAUUAGAAGAGAAUUACCAUGAUCAUUUUAUAGAUAAUGUGAGAAGAAUGUCUGACACAGUUAUUUCUAGUAUUGAAUGUGCAAAAAAUUGGUUAGGCUCUUCAAUGCAAAGGUAUAGUACUACUCAUAGUAUUCAGCAUGAAACAGAUCAAACUUCUACUCAAAAAGAUAAUUUAAAUAAUUAUACUAAUUCUAAGAAUAGGACACAAGAAGAGCCAGAAAUUGUAGAUAGAGGAAUCUAUAUUAAAGAUAAACUUUCUACAAACCCUGCUCAGGUAGCAAUGGAGAAACAUAAUUUAGGCUCUAAAAUAGUAGUAAAUGAUAUUAAAUUGGAACAAAAUCCUACUUCUAAUUCAUUAAAUACAGAAACUCUAAAUCCUAAGUGUGAUACCUCAAAUAAUAUUGAACAUCGAGACUCUCGUGUAGACAGUAAUGAAGAAACAAUUAAGAGUCUUAAAAUCAAUUUGGAUAGAAAUAAAGAAACUAAAGAAAAAUCAAAAGAUAAUAUUAAAAAACUUGGUAUAAAUUUAAAAGUUGAUAAAUUAGAUCAGAUUGAAUUUGCUAAUCAAGAAGAAAUAAUAAAUAAGACAAAAAUUCCAAGUUCCAAAGAAUUCUCUAAAUAUGAAGGGAUAGAGGGAAAUCAGUCAACAAAUGAGAUGAAAGCUUAUAAAGACCCAAAGAAGACAAUUCAAGUGAAUAGUAAUGAAGUUAUAAAAGAUAUAACCUUAGGUAAUCUUGAAAAAAUUGAUAAAGCUGAGCAAGAUCAGUUCACUUACAAUACUUUGAAUAAUAAUAAUAAGCUGACAUCAAAUAUAAUGAAGUCAGCAAGUACUGAGGCCUCUAUAAGUAGUUCAGGAUUAGAAGAUAGAAUUAAGUAA